AUGAUAAAUCUUUAAAAGCCAUUAGUUUUGAUGAUCCACCAGUCUUGCUAUUUGUUAAAAUUUGGAACAUUCCCAUAAGGUUUAUUUCUUUUAAAUUAGGAUUAUUGGUAAUUGUUCGAUUCCUGCUUUAGCAAUAUGAUUAGGCAAAGUUCAUGAAA
Molecule: messenger RNA, 158 nt
Organism: Paramecium sonneborni
Lineage: Eukaryota; Ciliophora; Oligohymenophorea; Peniculida; Parameciidae
Source: the annotation of a GenBank genome assembly